AUGGAAAUGGAAAUAGAGGCAAACGCAGUGACGGGGGAGCAAUUGAUUCAAGAAUGGAAUGAGGUGAUUACUUCAGGAGAAAAUGCUGUUACUACAUUGGACAGGCAGCGUCUGCUUCCUCAUUUCGAGAAGGUUCUAAAUACCCUUUUGAAAAUGCACAAGGAAACUCAGGACACGAUUGAAGUACAACUGAUAGACCAGUUGGACCUACGCGCUCGUGGUAUUGAAGUCCUGGCGAACAUUGCCAGAUAUUUUGAAGAUUAUGGCCAUCUCUUGUUGCCGAUGGCCAAGGAGGCACACGAAUAUUGCCUCGACCAAUUGAAUACGUUCAUCAAGGAUCGCAAACUAAGGGCUUAUCUGUAUGAUCUCCUUUCCUCUUUGGUUCCCAUUUUGGGCGAGGAAUGCGCCAGCUCAUUAUCCGCGGUUAUGGAACACAUUGGCAGGGAUACGGUUUGUGGCAAAAAGGACCUUGAAACUGCCAGUAAUCUGAAAGCGGCUGCCCUUCUCCUCCUCAAGGAGUACGUGGAUCAAAUACCCAAACUAUUCCAGAAGCACUUGCCGGAUACCCUGAAACACGCUACUCGCCUGCUAAUCGAUCCGGGGGAAUUGGUACGCAUCGCCACCGUAGACUGUAUAUGCUCAGUUUUGUAUGCCAUGGAUACCCUGGGAUAUGGCGAAAAACUAACAGAAGCCUGCGGGAUCCUUUUACCCUUGCUGGCGCAAGCCAUUCGGUAUGAUGAGGAGUCGAGUGUCGUGGUGAAAGUGGUCGUGUCCCUUGGUGAAAUUUUUCAGAAACUUAAACGGAAUGCCAUACCCGGUCGGGCGGUGGCCGACUAUAUCUACAAAAGCAUUGACUUGGUGCUCAAUGACAAGGUUAAGUGUCAGUCGGUUUUGGGUGCAGAAAUGGAAGAUGGCGCUGACGCGGCCUUUGCAAAUCUGUAUUUUGAGAUCCCGGUUAUGUUUGCCCACUUCGGUGGGGCCCUCUGUUCGGAUGUAUAUUUGGAGUACUUUGGGCGCAUCUAUCACCAUUUAGGACGAUUGCAGAGCAUGAUUGAGCCGCAUGGCAACAAAACCUUCUUCGGGUCAGUGGAAGAAUGUGUCAUCCAGCUGAGGACCAAUGUGACGCCAUUCUUCGAUUUUUUGUAUCCACUCUACCUCAGCGGCUUUAUUGACCCCAGUGCAGAACAGCGACAAAAUGCCAUCUUUGCAAUGGGUGAGCUCAUUUUCUACACUAAAAGCACGGUGGUGCUUAAGGCCUAUCCGCCACUCUACUUGGCCCUCGUCGAUCGUUACGAUAUCGAGACAGUCCCUGCCGUCCGGGACAAUGUCCUGGGAGCCCUGGGCAGGAUGAUCUUACGCGUUCCAGAGGGGGUGCCACUAAACCAGAUGUUGCCAAACCUUUUGAGUCGCCUGCCGAUGACUAGGGAUUACGAAGAGAAUAUUACCAUGUUGAAGGUCUUCCGUUUGCUCUACGAUGAAAAACGUUCACAGAUCGAGAAUUUUGUUGAACGUAUGCUGGAAGUCGUUCUUUUGAUGGUGGCCAGAAACGAAGUACCUAAGCCUGAGUGGCGUAGUAAGGCCAUUGAUUUUGCCUUUGAGAUAAAGCCAUAUUUUCCCAUCAGUUUCGACAAAAUUUCUAAUAUGCAUCCAGAAGUUCAGACCUUUCUGCAUUCAAGGCGAUAUUUCAUAUGGUAAAGAAAGCAUCUACCAAUAAGACGAAAGAUAGUUUCUCAAUAAUAGAAGACAACCAAGGACAUAACAACCAUUAAAUUUUUAGCU
This is a messenger RNA of Drosophila bipectinata, 1779 nucleotides long. Its product is annotated as importin-4-like. Gene Ontology annotation, molecular function: nuclear import signal receptor activity. The record is from RefSeq and is a predicted model, not a curated record. Gene Ontology annotation, biological process: protein import into nucleus. Gene Ontology annotation, cellular component: nucleus; cytoplasm. NCBI's taxonomy places the organism in Eukaryota, Metazoa, Arthropoda, Insecta, Diptera, Drosophilidae.